This is a messenger RNA of Penicillium maclennaniae, 1008 nucleotides long. RefSeq lists its product as uncharacterized. The record is from RefSeq and is a predicted model, not a curated record. Bases 1 to 1008 code for a protein of 335 amino acids. The transcript is spliced from 5 exons. Lineage: Eukaryota; Fungi; Ascomycota; Eurotiomycetes; Eurotiales; Aspergillaceae.
AUGGCACCUAUUUCGGGGGACGGUGCGCUGUGGCUCUGUCUUGGUAUAUCGCUGUUCUUCGCCGUGCGCGGCAUUGUCAGCGACCUUCGCCAAGUGGUUGAUUUGACCGAGAUCAAGCAUAACGAUAGAGAAGAUAAGAUAAUUAGCGAAGGAACGGAGGAUGUCCUCAAGUUAGAUACCCUUCUCAAGCUCUCCGAGAGCACGAGCCAUGACCUCCGAGCUGCGGCUUUACGCAUAAUAUCUGAAAGGUCUACUAAGGGCGAAACGCGUAAUUUGCUUCUAGAAGAUCUAGAUUGCAAGGAUAAAGUUCGUCAGGCUCGUGCCCUGACUGCCCUCCACUUCUUAGUAUCUAAUAGAGCUCUUUCUCGAACCUCAGUCUGCACUCAUCUUCGAGACGUUACGACAUACACCGCGCUGAUCAACUGCCUUUGCAAUUUCCUGGACGACCACACUGAACAAACGUCUACCACAAAUUCACCUAUCCUGCCCAAGACCAGGCCUAUCGGAGAAAAGAAAGCACUUCACAUUUUGAACAUCUUGCUGCCAGAGAAUGUUCCAGCGGCGUUGGAAUCUGGCAUCGUUAGCCGCUGGCUCGUCAGAUACCCAUUCCCAUGUGCAUUGACCGAGCCAUCCCGACGACAAGAUGUGGUGAUUCUUAUGAAAACAUGGUGGUCUGACGACGCAGUCAUGAGCUCUAUAUUCGGGACUUUGACGCAGCAUCCAGAUGGAAUCAAGCAACUUCGGAAGCAUGGCUUGAUGGGCAGUAUGAUCGAAGAGAAUGACCAGGAUGAUGAAGACGAAGACGAAGACGAUGACAGUGAUGUGUGGAUGGUAGACGGGGAAGAUACCGCCGGCCCUUCGUUCCGAGAGUCUACAAGGAGAUUCCAGGAAGGAAGCGCAGAAGAGCAAGCACUUCGUCGCCGACGGAGGGAAGCUAUGGUUUUGAGUGAAGGUGGACGGCCUCUUGGACGUGACGAUAUCAUCCAACAACCAGUUCAAGACGAGUGA